Molecule: messenger RNA, 744 nt
Organism: Zasmidium cellare ATCC 36951
Lineage: Eukaryota; Fungi; Ascomycota; Dothideomycetes; Mycosphaerellales; Mycosphaerellaceae
Exons: 3
Coding region: 1-744 (247 amino acids)
Source: RefSeq, a predicted model, not a curated record
AUGGCAGCAUCCAAGACCAUCGUCCUCGUCACAGGCGCAAACAGCGGCAUAGGCUACGAAGUCGCCCGCCAACUUCUCGCCUCAAAAGACACCCACGUCCUCCUAGGCUCGCGCUCCGUGGACAAAGGCGAAAAAGCCGUCUCAACCCUCCAAUCCCUCAACCUCCCCGGCACCGUCGAACUCCUGCACCUAGACGUCAGCUUCCCGGACUCCAUCACAGCCGCCGCCAAAAAGGUCACCGCCUCGCACGGCUACAUCACCCACCUCGUCAACAACGCCGGCGUCGCCAUGCCUUCCCGCGAAGACACACCCCUCCACGAACUCAUGGAUCUCUGCUUCCGCACCAACGCCACAGGGACACUCCUGACCACCGAGGCCUUCGGUCCCCUCCUCAAAGGCGCCACUCCACGCAUCGUUAACGUCUCCUCCGGCGCAGGCUCCAUAACCCGCCGUCUAGACCCAACUUCAGUAAUGUACAAGACCAGCGCCGUGCAUUACCGCGCCAGCAAAGCGGCGAUGAAUAUGAUCAGCGCGGAUUUGUCGGUGUUGUACGGGGAGAAGGGGGUUAAGGUUUUCGCGUUUUGUCCGGGGUUUACGGAGAGUGGGUUGAGUGGGAUGAAUACGGUGGGGAAUGGGGCGAAGCCUGUGAGCGAGGGCGCGAAGCCGAUAUUGGAUAUUCUGGAGGGGAAGAGGGAUGCGGAGCAUGGGUUGUUUUUGCAUGUUGAUGGGACUUAUCCUUGGUAG